GCCACGACCAAGUCUAACGACGGCGAGGCUCUCUCCUCCUCGCGCUCCCCUGGAUCUCUACCUCGCCUCCACCGCCGGCGAGAGGAGGCCGGCCCGGCGGGUGGCGCCGUAGCGGCAUCGAUGAGGGGGUCCCACUCGCAGGCCCAGGCGGUGGGCCGCCAGCGGAGGCGGUGCGGGUGGCUGCUGCCGCUCCUCGUCGGCGCGGCCUUCCUCGGCGAGAUCGCGUUCCUCGGCCGCCUAGACAUGGCGAAGAACGCCGCCGCGGUCGAGAGCUGGACCACCUCCUUCUACGCUCGCUCCUCCUCCGGGGGCGUGGGCGGGGGCGGGGGCGAGGGGAAGGGUGCGGUCGUGGUCGCGGACGCACCCCCGGCACGAGGUGAGGUGGAGGUCGACGACGACGACUUCCGGCUGUGCGAGGAGCGGCUUGAGAGGGAGGACGGCGUGUCGCACAGCCGCGACUUCGACAAGGAUCCCGUUCUCGUUGGCGGUGCCACUAAGGAUUGGAAUAAAUGUUCUGUAGGAUGUGAAUUUGGGUUUUCAGCUACUAAGACACCUGAUGCUACUUUUGGAAUCGCCCCAGAUCCUAGUGUAGAGAGUAUCCUCAGAUCGAUGGAAUCAUCUCAGUAUUAUUCAGAGAACAGCAUUGCCGUGGCUCGAGGGAGAGGUUACAAAAUUGUGAUGACAACAAGCCUUUCCUCUGAUGUACCUGUUGGUUACUUUUCAUGGGCUGAAUAUGAUAUAAUGGCACCUGUGCCCCCAAAGACUGAAGAAGCGCUAGCUGCAGCAUUUAUUUCAAACUGUGGUGCACGCAAUUUUCGUUUGCAAGCCCUUGAAAUGCUCGAAAGCUUAGAUGUUAAAAUUGAUUCUUACGGUAGCUGUCACCGUAAUCAUGAUGGCAAAGUUGAUAAAGUGGAAACUUUGAAACGCUACAAAUUUAGCUUGGCCUUUGAGAAUUCUAAUGAGGAAGAUUAUGUUACAGAAAAGUUUUUUCAAUCGCUGGUAACAGGAGCUAUUCCUGUUGUCAUAGGUGCUCCAAAUAUUCAAGAGUUUUCUCCUGGAGAAGGUGCAAUAUUACACAUUAAGGAGCUUGAUGAUGUUCCUUCCAUUGCAAAGACAAUGAAACAUAUUGCAUCAAAUGAGGAAGCGUUUAAUCAAUCUUUGAGAUGGAAGUAUGAUGGCCCAUCCGAUUCUUUCAAGGCCCUUAUUGACAUGGCAGCAGUUCAUUCAUCCUGUCGCCUUUGCAUACAUGUUGCAACGAAAAUUCAUGAAAAAGAGGAAAAGACUCCAAAAUUUAUGAAUCGCCCAUGUAGUUGUUCAAGCAAAAGAGGAAAGGUAUACCACUUAUUUGUCAGAGAAAGAGGGCGGUUCAAGACAGAGAGCAUUUUUCUGAGAUCGGACCAAUUAACUAUGGGCGCUUUGGAGUCCGCAGUGCUUGCUAAAUUUAGAUCCGUCAAUCAUGUUCCUGUGUGGAAGGAUGAAAGACCACCGAGUAUUAGAGGUGGUGACGAGUUGAAGGUAUACAAAAUUUAUCCAAUCGGUCUUACACAACGGCAGGCAUUAUACCAGUUCAGGUUUAGAGAUGACGCGGAUCUUGAGAAAUAUAUUAAAGAUCAUCCGUGUGGAAAGCUUGAAGUAAUUUUUGUAUAAUUAUGCUUUAGGCAUUUUCCCCUUGCACCCUUCGCUAGUUCAGAAUGCCAUCGUGUGGUGUUUUCUGCUGUA
Molecule: messenger RNA, 1719 nt
Organism: Oryza brachyantha (malo sina)
Lineage: Eukaryota; Viridiplantae; Streptophyta; Magnoliopsida; Poales; Poaceae
Product: glycoprotein 3-alpha-L-fucosyltransferase A-like
Exons: 7
Coding region: 121-1647 (508 amino acids)
Cellular component (GO): membrane
Molecular function (GO): fucosyltransferase activity
Source: RefSeq, a predicted model, not a curated record